Syngnathus acus (greater pipefish) is the source of this 1112-nucleotide messenger RNA. RefSeq names its product translation machinery associated 16 homolog (gene tma16). Bases 105 to 731 code for a protein of 208 amino acids. The transcript is spliced from 7 exons. The record is from RefSeq and is a predicted model, not a curated record. Gene Ontology annotation, cellular component: nucleus. Lineage: Eukaryota; Metazoa; Chordata; Actinopteri; Syngnathiformes; Syngnathidae.
UUUUCCCUGCUUUUGUUUCACCCGAACACCUUUUCCAUGCGGAACUUUAUCAUUUCCGCUUCCGGCCCAGCUGUCAACAAACUAACCACGAGUUCCCAACAGCAAUGCCUAAAACGCAGAAGAAGGGAAAAGCCCCGGAGAAGGUUGUGCAUCCGUACAGUCGGAAAGCAGCCUACUUGGCCCGGGAAGAAAUACGACUCAGGAAGAAAGACCGACACAAAGUUGAAAAAGCUGCCCGUCUGAAUAAUAUCGGUGACAAGCUGUUAUGGUUUCAGAGCCAGUUGGACCCAGAAAAGACCACGUACACUAUGAAGGAUGCUUGUCACAUCAUCGAAAGGUACCUGCAACGAUUUGACGGCGAGCUGGAGCAGAUCGAGCUGGUCAACAGCAUCAAGGGCCGGAAGGGGCGUCUCCACGGCGCCAGGGAGGACUUCAUCAAGCAAACCAUCGAGCGCGAGCGGGCGCUGUUCCACGGCGCCGGGUUCGAGAUCCCAGACUUUAUCAACACGAAAAAUCUGAAAACAUUCAGGGAAUGGACGGGAGAUUUGAAGAAACUUCCUAACAUUAAAUUCACGAAGGUUUCCAACACUGGCGUGGAAGUCAAGGACAAAAAAGAGCAGAAGAACGACAAAGAGGAACAAAAGGACAACAAAGAAGAAGAGUUGGGCGAUAAUGAUGAAGAUAGCGAUGAAGAGUUGGACGAAAACAUUCUGAUGUCUGACUCCGACUAAGAUUUCUUUUGUUGUCUUGCAUGAGACUUCCCAAAGACUUUUUUUAACCACAAACGACUCUACACGUUUUCUACAUUGGGUUUAUUGCACAAACAAGCUAAAUGUGUCUUUUUAGCUAAUCAAAUUCAUGGUGUCGUGAAGGGUUUCCCAACUUUUUGUGGCGUCUCUGGUAGAAACGUGAACACGUAAACAAAGCGACUAACAUGUCGUUUCUAAACGUAGCGCCAUAAUGAAAGACUGCAAUCUGACCUUUAAAACGUCACACCUCCCACAAAUGAUCAUGUUUGCUCAAUCGCAAAAGUGGCAAAAAAAUACAAAUAACUCACUGAACCAAAUUUGAUUUCAAGUAAUUACAUGGGUGUGUUAAUAAAUUACAAUAUU